AUGCUCCGUCCGGUGAUUCGAGGGGCUCGGUGGUAUCAGCAUGUCGCCCGCUCAAGCAGUCCGGCGACAUCGCCUCAUCCGUUCACUCGAACGUUCACCGCAGUAGCACCACUAUCGAUCAAUUAUGGCAGCCCGAAUGACAAAAUAAAUUUCUAUGAGCAAGACACACCGCGAAGCAAGAAAAGACGGAGGAUAGACCCGGAGGCCGAAGAUAACGCGGACAGGGAGGAUGUGCAACGCGAGCUCUCGCAGUUAGACCAUGAGCUAGAAGCUCUGAAAGAGGGCCCAUUCGGCCCCAAUAGCGCUUUCAUAAAAGGUCUCCCAGAGCAUGAAAGAGUAAUUGCGUUGGAAGCCCUCCGGAAGCAGGAAGCAGAGAACGGCAAAGAUGAGCCUAUCAACCUUGACAAUAUCUACGACGAGGAGUUGGAUGAAAUGCUUAGAGAGGAGUUUGAGGGAAUGGCUUUGGAAGAAGAAAAUUGGAUGGAAGACAAGAACGACGAUUCACAAAGAACAGUCAUACACCAACCCUAUGAAGUCAUACUCGAGGGUCCGGAACAUAGCAGCUAUGUUGGCAAAUUUAAUGAUGCUUUAAAGCGUUUUGCCGCUGAUAACUCUAGCGAAAGAGCGAAACGAGAGCUCUGGAAGUGGUAUCGAAGGUGUAAACAGGCUGUACCACAAUUUAUCGAUGCGGUCCCACAGGAGGCUAUGACGAUGCUAUGGUCCUCUCAACAAAACGAGCGCUCAACUGGAACACAGGCGGCUCAUGUACAGAUCCUGGCUGAGGAUGUGUUAUCCGCUGGACGAGCUCUUUCAACCACGGAUAUGCUUUCUUACAUAAAUUCACUACAACUAUCUGGUAAGACCAAAGAUGCACUGGACCAGUGGGAGGCGCAUCAAACCGGACUCAGUCAGAAAAAAGAAGAUUUGGAAGCCUAUUGGAAACUGGGAGUACAACUCUUUGCAGCAGAGGGCGACCCGCAGAGAGCUCAGGAUAUUGCUCUUGCAUUUCUGGCAAACGACAAUUCUCGACAACCUCGCAUCCUCAUUCCGGUCAUAACUGCCUGGGGUAGACAGGAUGGGGAAGAAGCGGAUGUCAAAGCAUGGGCUCUUUAUCUGCAACUGAAAGCACUGCUUCAACAUGAGAUUGGCAUGAGAGACUAUGACCAGAUCAGCAUUGAGUUCCUCAAAGCCGGGAAAUUAAGUCUUGCCAUUGCUGUGUUCAAAGAUAUGAUGGUGACCGGCCAAGAUUCGGCAAGCGACUCAACGGCGCUGUAUAAGGCAGCUGUCGGGUUAGUUGGUAACCUACAAGCGUCCGCUGUUUCCGAGCAAGACGUUAACAAAGUCUCUCUCUCAACGUUGACGGUUCUACCCCGUCGGUUUCAGAAUCGAUUCUUCUACGCUAGCUGGAUGAAAAAAUUGAUUGGAAUGGGCGAAGUUGAUUCCGCUGCCCUAGUGAUUGAGUUAAUGUAUGAGCGAGGCGUAAGGCCAGAUCCGAAGCAUCUCAACGGCAUCAUCGCUGGCUGGCUUCGCCUGGGGACUGCACCCGCGCGGGAAAAGGCUGAACAGCUAGGGUGGGCUAUGAUCCAACAGCGGAUUGAUCGGGUCUUACAAGAUGAGGCAAAGGGAACUACUCCAUCUCUAUCCCCGGAAAUGCAGCACGUAAAUGCACGGAUUCCGAAAUUCAUGAAACGCCCAAUGCCUCCAGCCAGUAUUGAAACCUUUUCGAUUCUACUCCUCCAUUACAGCCGACGGGGCGACGAAGAAGCAACUGGACAACUUGUCAACAGCCUCACACAUGCCCGAAUCCAACCUAACUCGUACUUUAUGAACCAUCUCCUCUACGCCGAACUCCGAAAACAAGACAUUGGUUCUCUAUGGAACAGGUUCAAGACCAUGUCCUCUUCCGUGCAGCCAGACCUUGAAACAUUCGCCUGUCUCUGGGACUGCGGGAAGGUGCAAUACGAUCGCAGCCGCAAAGCUUUCCUCUCCGAUUUCCCAAACCCUCGCACUCUGUACGCAGAAAUGCUGAAGUGGUUCUCCAAUCUCUCCAGCCGAGGAAAGGCCACCAUCCAAGAAGAUUUCUCUAAGGACCUCUAUGACCAAAUAAUCCGGUGUUUCUGUCUUUCCCGCGACCUUCCAGGCACUCUGGUUGCACUCUCCUCCCUCCGCUCAACCUUCGGCUUCUCUCCAGAUGAUGCAACAGCCCGCCUGAUCAUCUUACAAGUUGCGCGGCUCGCCGCCGCUCCCUCAGAUACCCCCAAACGUCGCCUUCGUCGCGUCUCCUCGACUCCAAAAAGCAAAGAAAACAUCAUCAACGUCCAACGCCUUGUCGAGCUUCUCAGUGAUCGCAAGUCCUCAACUCUCGAGUCCAGAGGCCUCAGCAUAUCCUCGCUAGAUCCGUACGAGAGAGAGACACAUCAACUAGACAUUAUGACUGACUUGCUGCGCAUCGUCAUGGUUCGGGCUGCUGACAAUCAAAAUCCUGACCCCGACCGUAUGGAGGCACAGGUCCGGUCUGUCGCAGAGGAAAUGGGCGUUUCUGAUGUAGAAGCUGUUUAA
Molecule: messenger RNA, 2559 nt
Organism: Aspergillus versicolor CBS 583.65
Lineage: Eukaryota; Fungi; Ascomycota; Eurotiomycetes; Eurotiales; Aspergillaceae
Product: pentatricopeptide repeat protein
Exons: 2
Coding region: 1-2559 (852 amino acids)
Molecular function (GO): protein binding
Source: RefSeq, a predicted model, not a curated record